UUCAGCUAGAGUAGACGUUUUCUUAGGAAGCUUACCAAAUUUUUCUUCGAAAACUUACUUAUCGAUAAUUUAACUAUCUUAGCCAUAAAAGUGGACAAAGAUAAUCGCGCGCGAUCAAAUAAUGUAUCCGACGGUGGAUCCAACAUAGUUAUCCGUCGGGCCUAUGAUAAAUCUAAUUCGUCGCAGCCAUCCCUAACCUCAACGAUGAACGACGCAGACCGUGACCAAGCAAAACGACGAAAGUACUCGAAUGGUAACCUGCCACCUUCCGCUAGCAGCUCUAGCCAGCUGACACAACCGAUGGUCGAGACGCACAAUGUGUAUGAAUCCCUAGCCUGCAUGGACGAGGACAGCGCCGGACCGAACAACGCACACACGCAGCAGAAAACAGUGUCUAACAGAGCAAAGGGAAACAGACUACCUCCGAUUUCUAUUAUCAACAAAGGUACCAAACACAUUCGGGAAUUAUUCAACUUGGCGAAUAUUCCACAAAGCAGCUACCACAUGAAAGCGCCUGGUAUAACUGCGCCCAAAGCCACAGGAAUAAAAUACAGGUAAAGCAAAACCGACUGCUUAAGAUGAUACUGGAUCUUGAACCAUCCCAUCCAACGGUGGACGUCCACAGGAUUGCUGGAGUCGAGCAACUGAACGAUUGGUUUACGAGACUGCUGCCUAAAUUCAACCUAAGCUGCUCAUCGUCAACGAACCCGCUACUGCAAGAACUGGCAGUUUAGCUCGCUGUGAUAUUAGUUUAUAAGUAGAA
This is a messenger RNA of Armigeres subalbatus, 763 nucleotides long. RefSeq lists its product as uncharacterized. The coding region runs from base 205 to 558 and encodes 117 amino acids. NCBI's taxonomy places the organism in Eukaryota, Metazoa, Arthropoda, Insecta, Diptera, Culicidae. The transcript has 2 exons. The record is from RefSeq and is a predicted model, not a curated record.